This is a messenger RNA of Frieseomelitta varia, 5791 nucleotides long. RefSeq names its product forkhead box protein O-like (gene foxo). The transcript has 7 exons. The record is from RefSeq and is a predicted model, not a curated record. Lineage: Eukaryota; Metazoa; Arthropoda; Insecta; Hymenoptera; Apidae. Gene Ontology annotation, cellular component: nucleus. The coding region runs from base 48 to 1244 and encodes 398 amino acids. Gene Ontology annotation, biological process: regulation of transcription by RNA polymerase II. Gene Ontology annotation, molecular function: RNA polymerase II cis-regulatory region sequence-specific DNA binding; DNA-binding transcription factor activity, RNA polymerase II-specific.
GUUUGCAGAAUUCCAUAAGACACAACCUGUCGUUGCACAGCAGAUUCAUGCGGGUGCAGAACGAGGGCACUGGGAAAAGUUCCUGGUGGAUGAUCAAUCGCGACGCGAAACCAGGCAAGUCGCGCAGAAGGGCAAUAACCAUGGAGACAAGCAAAUUUGAGAAACGACGCGGCAGGGUGAGGAAGAAGAUCGAGGCGCUAAGGAACGGAGGGUUACAAGCUGACGCGACGCCCAGUCCCAGUAACAGCGUGAACGAGGGGCUCGAUCUCUUCCCGGACAGUCCUCUUCAACCUGGCAGUGGGUUUCAACUUUCACCCGAUUUUCGUCCUCGAGCUUCGAGCAAUGCCUCAUCCUGUGGUCGAUUAAGUCCAAUCCCGGCGAUCCCUGGGAAACCGGAAUGGACACCAACAUACACGCCCUCCUAUAGCCCAGAACAAUUAGCCGGUAGCCUCGCGGAAACCAUGAAACUGGAAUCGUACCAAAUGUAUCAGACGUCACCGCCCAGCCACCAACAACAGACCGGGCCGCCACCUUCUUAUUACGAGACCCAGUAUCAGAGGAGCAAUAGCCUGUCGACGGGAUCGUCCUCCUUCGCCUUGCAGCCGACUCCUCAAUCAGCGAAUCAGCAAAGAUGCCCGCUUCACGGCCUGCAGCCGUGCGCCUGUCAAAUGAACUUGAGUCCAGUGGCUGGGAUGUCACCGUCAUACCAACAGAGUGAACCAAGUCCCACGGCGCUAGGUAACAAUCAGCAACAAACUCUUCAGUACAUAAUGCAGACGCAACAGUGUCAGCAGCAGCAACAGCAACAGCAGCAGCAACAACAACAGCAGCAGCAACAGCAACAACAGUCGCAAACGGGAGCAACAAGAUCCAGCCCGCCGCAAACACCUACAUCAUGCGGUCAAACACCGAGCACGAUGAUGGGUCAAUUGAUGGGAGCUCUCAAUAAUUCGACGCUGCUCGACGAUUUGAACAUUAACAUCGAAUCGUUACACGGCGGAUUCGAUUGUAACGUGGAGGAGGUGAUCAAGCACGAGCUAUCGAUGGACGGGACGUUGGACUUCAACUUUCAGCAAGGUGUGAUGGGAACGGCGGCGAUCCAAGUGAGCGAUAGCAACGUUGGCCAAAAUGGCGCGGUAUCUCAGAACAACGUGGUCGGCACAACGGCUGGGAACGCGCCGGCAGGAGUUUACGUGAGCACCAACGCGGCGACUCCUGCUGCACCUCCCUCGUGGGUUCACUAGCAGUGGACUCCACUGCCCUCGACACCCCCGUCGUCCUUGUCAUCGUCUUUACUAGACGGGCAAGAGAACUUCCACGGACAGUCCGAGGGACAGUUCAUCGAAGUCCCAUGUGUCGAGGAUGAGCGGGAGGACCGACGAGUACUUGUGAUAAGAUGUAGGAAUAAUUAUACCGGACCACAACCAAGAUACGUACCGUACCAUCAGACGUACUUCAAGGACGCCGAUCUAUGCCUGUGCAACUGUGGCGCGAAAAGAACGCCGUAAAACUGCGAUCAACGGUCGGGGGAGGAGGUGUCGUCGGAUUCGUUGCCACUAGUUCACGCGUCCACUCGCCGAAAAUGGGACGCGACGAAGGAGUUUGAAGUUCCAAGCUCUCGAAAUUCCACGAAAAUUCCACCGUUCUCCGCCAGUCCUAAAUCCUACGUUUCCCUUCGUCCCAGUGUUUUGAGAACAGUGUUGUCCCAAGUAGAAAAACACAGGGUUCGUCGCGCUCUGUGAUCAUUCCGUUGAAAAUAUUUCGUCCGGCAACGAAAUUGGGCUGAGUUCAAUGUUUCGCGACAGCGGAGAGACGUUAAUCGUGAUGUAACGUAGGUGGUGAACGUUUGUAUUCCGUUUCUGUGACGCGUCAGUCGGGAAAUGCAACCGGAAGUUGGAAGACGAUGGAAACUUUCCUCUCUCGUGCUUGAAGGUUCAAUAGAAUUUAUUCACGCCUUUUUUUCUUAUUCUUUGCUCUCCUCCUCAGCAAACGAAACAGAAUAUUUUCCGAUACUGGCUGUUAUUGCUUGUUGGAAGUUGGUUGAAUUUGGCGAAUCUCGGUUCAAGCUCGUCUGUUCUUUUGAACUUUCUCGCGAAGAUAGAGUUUGCACGAUAGAAACGAUUAAUUGAAAAUCACGAAAUUUCUGCUCACGGAGUAACUUGAAAUAAAAUUCAAGGAGAUAAAUUCAGAAUUUAUUAGAUUACCUUAAAAUACGAAGUUUUGCUCAAUCCGUUAUUUGAAGUAAAAUUCAACAAGAUAAAUUUUGAAUUUAUUAUUUGAUAAAAAGAAUUGCAGAAUUUCUACUUAUCCUGUAAAUUUCAAAAUUUUCGUUGCCAAAGAUCAAUUUCAAGUAUAGUAUUCAAGCUCUACAAGUUCCUUAAAAAAAGAAAAGAAAAGAAAAGAUAAUUUAUUCUAGAAAAUAAAUUCAAAACAUAUUGAACAGAAACAAUUCGCACUUCUUCAAAAUUCGCUUUCAAACAUCGAUAAUCCGUAUCGAACAUGAUAUUUAAGCACCACGAAUUUCAAAACACCUACUAUCAAAAGAAAGAGAAGAAGGAAAAAUAAUUUAUUCGAGAAAAUAAAUUCAGAAUAUAUUAAGCAGAAACAAUUCACACUUCUUCAAAAUCCGCUUUCAAACAUCGAUAAUCCGCAUCAAACCCGAUAUUCAAGCACCACGAAUUCCAAGAUGCCUAUCAAAAGAAAGGAAAAAAGAAAAAGUAAUUUAUUCGAGAAAAUAAAUUCAGAAUAUAUUAAGCAGGAACAACUCACAUUUCUUCAAAAUUCGCUUUCAAACAUCGAUAAUCCGCAUCAAACCUGAUAUUCAAGCACCACGAAUUCCAAGAUGCCUAUCAAAAGAAAGAAAAAAAGAAAAAGUAAUUUAUUCGAGAAAAUAAAUUCAGAAUAUAUUAAGCAGAAACAACUCACACUUCUUCAAAAUUCGCUUUCAAACAUCGAUAAUCCGCAUCAAACCUGAUAUUCUAGCACCACGAAUUCCAAGAUGCCUAUCAAAAGAAAGGAAAAAAGAAAAAGUAAUUUAUUCGAGAAAAUAAAUUCAAGCAAACACACAAUUUACAUUUUUUUUCUUUUUUUUUUCAAACAUCAAUCCAUGUCAAACGCCAGUAUUCAAGCGAACUACGAAUUCCAGAACACGUAUCUCUCAUGCAAAACGACGAGAGUUAAUUUUUCUUUUUCCGUUAAAGUCGUCGGUAUGCAUAACAAACGGAAGACCUUGGCCUACGAAGAAUCGUUUCUUCGCGAAUCGCCACCGAUAUCCGGGAUUUUCCCUCCGCUCGAGCCAAGGGAGAACAAGCGACAUCCCGUCGGGGCUCCUCUCGAUCGCUAGAGUAUUCCGAUCAGCACCACCAGAUCCUUCUUGUUUCCUUUCUCGUGACUUCCGCGCGAGUCGUGCGCGUGCACGAAGAGGCCGAGAGGACCUACCAGCACCAUCGCGUGGCACGAAGAUCGACGAGCGAUGCUCCUCCUCCUCCACGACGAUGCAACAACACGCAUCGCAUGCACGCCGCGAGCUACGCGACAGCUCGCGGCAACUUCGCGGCUGGCGUUCCACUUCCGUCUCGCGGAUCGCUCGACGGACACGAAACGAAAAAAAGAUCGGCGCCACGGACAGAUCCACCCACCCAGGGAUAUUUCGUUUCUUCUCUUCUCUGUGUGUUCGCCGCCUCGAUCGGGAUUCCCCGGUUCGCCGGUUUAUUUUUGCGGAUCCGCGGCGAACGUUGGAAUCCACGAACGAAACGGCCAAUGAAACACGCGACGAGUUUGGGCCAGUUCGACGGAGUUUCGCUUGUACAUAUUUUUUUUUUCCAUGCGUUUCUUUUUAUUUCUCGGUUUUCUUCUCUUUUUUUCUUUUCAUUUCUCUGUCUCUGUACUUUCUCUUUGUAUCUGUUUCUCUCUUGCGUCGAGAAGACACGCGAGCGUCGUUCAAUCGGCUGCAAUUUUUGGCUGGACGACCCAGUCGAUUUUUCUUUUUUUUUUUUUUUUGAAACUGCCGGUGUGAACUGAGCGUCGAUCACACGAUUGCGAUAACUUUUGGUUGUUCAAACGGAAAUGACGCGUUUAUCGAUUGAAUAACCUGGCCGUGCCAGCCGUUUAAUUGGCCGAUGUAAACGCGAAUUUGACUCGCGUUGGCGCGAUAAGGUAAGAACCGGAAGGGAAGAAAAGAACAACACGACGAAAGAAUGCGAUAAUAAACAAUUGGCGACGAAUUGACAAGACGUAUGUUCACGACGUUUCGCCGUGCGUAAAACACGAUCUCUGUUCCCUAUAAAAGUAACCUCACGUGCUCGGACGCGCACACUAUACAUAUAUAAAUAAAUAUAGACAUAGAAUAUAUUAUAUAAAUAUAAAUAUAAAUAUAUGAUUAUACAUAAAUAUGAGAGAUGAACGAAGGACACACAAUUAUUAUUGUAUAUGUAACGAAAAAAAAAAUAUAUAUAUAUAUAAGAAUACACUCUAUUUGCGGAGAGAGAGAGAACUGUGCGCGGAAAUAUCGCUACGAAUUCUAUAUUGCGGUAUAUAUGUAUGAUAUUUAUAUAUAUACAUAACACGCAUAUAUAUUAUUAUAUAUAGAGCAUAUCAUACAUAUAUAUGAUAUUAUACAAGGAUACAAAAUAUAUUGAAUAUAUUCUAUAGAAUAUUGUACGUUUGCUAAUGUUAUGUAUGAUACACAAAGGAAGAAAAAAAGUAUAUAUAAUUAUGUGUAUAAUUAUAUAUAUAUAUAUAUAUACGCGAAGAGUUAAGUACAUAGGUUAUGCAUAAGGUAUACAUAGGUACAAUUAACGUUUAAGUAAGCUGCUACAAGUAGAACACAUGUCUAAACGAAGGAUAAAAAGUUUUUAGUCACGUUGGUUAGAAACCGGAGUCGACACACGUAACGACCGACGUAAUGCUCAUUCCGCGUGGCUUCUUUCGGAAUCUGUCAUCUUAAAAGGACAGAAUGGAUGACACGUUGGUGCUUUUCGAUAGGUAAACGUUCCCAUCUCCCACCCCCUCCCCUCUUGUCCCUUUCCUGUCUCUUUCUUCCCCCCACCCCCACCCCUCCCCGUCCACUCCUUGAUUUUUCGUCAACGAAAACGGUAAUCGUUAAAUAGAUGUGCUACUUAGAUAAACGGGGCUGACAGUGUCGCGUUUUUCGUGCAAAAAAUAGAAAAAAAAAAAAAAAAAGAAAAACAAAUAUGCAUCUUGCGCUUUAUUGAGAAAGAACAUUGAGUUCUGAGACACGAAGAGGCGUGUAAAAUGUCCGGCUGAUUCGAUCGAGCCUUUUUUGUCUCGCGAACUUUUCUCAUUCGGUCAGUGUUCGUUUAAACGCGAGAUAUAUCUCGUCAGCCGUCCGUGACGUGGAUCUCGAUCGUCGUUGGAUCGAGGCGCCAGAAGAAACGCUGUCAGCCCGACGAGAGUCCUAGAGUUCGUCCUUCACGAUGUUCCUCGAGGUUCGCGCGAGCCUUGCAGGGAGAAACCUCUGGCUAGGGAGAAACGCGCGAGUCGAGAUAAGUGUCUUUUACUAUCGAAGAGCUUAGGCGAAUUUAGUAGACGUUAGCCCGACGAUCGAACGGACGCGAACGGAGGGAAACGCGUUUGUCGGGGUUAGCUAGGCCACCAUUAGCGAGCUAGGAUCCUCAAAACGUCGUCGAAACAACUAUCAGCUAUUACGGACAGCUUUCAGCAGCGCGUAUGGCUUUUGGUGAUUAGCGUACGCUUGGAGUUGGCGCGUGGUUGGCUGCGUUACGAUGGCGUCGUAAAUGGUACCACGUGGUGCCGCAGCGAAGAAAGAAAG